This is a messenger RNA of Camponotus floridanus (Florida carpenter ant), 2167 nucleotides long. RefSeq names its product terminal nucleotidyltransferase 5C. NCBI's taxonomy places the organism in Eukaryota, Metazoa, Arthropoda, Insecta, Hymenoptera, Formicidae. Gene Ontology annotation, molecular function: poly(A) RNA polymerase activity; RNA binding. Bases 591 to 2126 code for a protein of 511 amino acids. The record is from RefSeq and is a predicted model, not a curated record. The transcript is spliced from 2 exons. Gene Ontology annotation, biological process: mRNA stabilization.
ACCCCCUCGUUCGUCGUUCGUCUCUUCCGCUCAUAUCAUCCUCCCCGCGUGUCUAGCUCGUCGUGUGGUCAACUUUGCGCUAUCGUGGCAUCGUCGCUGCGAAGUAAGCUGCGGAAGGUGCUGGUCGUAUCGCGAACGUGUGUGUUUCGCGGUGUCUCCCUCUCUCUCUCUUUCUCUCUCUCUUUUUCCUCUUCCUCCGCGCACGAUAUCAUCCGGUAUUUCGAUACCGCUACCAUCUAUAGACCCGUAACAUACUUUUACGUCGCGGUUAAGCUCGCGAAAUCGACCACGUGACAGCCGCGCCGCUCUUGCGCACGGAAGCAACCGGGGAACUUCCUCGCUCCGUGUGAAGUUAGCCCCGCGUCUCUCGCUUCCCCGACCAGUCGCGGCGCGCGACUACGUUCGGAAGUUCGCUGCGGUUCCCUCCCCUCCCGCGCGAUUGCAGUCUCCUUUUACGGGCCUCUCGAGUCUCGUCGCGGCGAGUGAAUCAAUCCCGGCGAAGGAAUCUCGUUUCCGUCGUCGCGUUCUCGUGUGUGUCUCAAGAGGAAGGACCCCGACGAGAGAGGAUCAUCCCGGACCCGAGAGCGACAAUGAAGGACGAAGCCCGCAACGAGAAACCGCAGGAGGUUAUCGCGAUCCCCGCCGUCGCGGAAGACGAACCAGCAUCUGGGAAACUACCGGCCUCGAGAUCCAACGACCUCGCGCAAGUCACCUCAGUACCGUUGAUGCAGUGUGGCUCUCUGGAGAUCGGCGAGGAACGCCAGCGUCGGGUCGCUAUGAUGGAGUCGCUCUGCCAGGUGAACGGCAGUAAAACCAACAACAUCAACAAUGAAGAGCUUAAUAACGAAACCAACAAUAACAGCACUAAUAUUAACAACAACAACAACGACGACAAUACCCACAAUAAUAACAAUAACAACAGCAACAACAAUAGCACCGAUUGCCCGGAUCCCCAGCAGAGAUUGGCGGUGCUGAGCUUCGAGCAGGUCCGCCGUCUGAACGAUGUGAUGAACGAGGUCGUCAGCAUACAUGGCCGAGGAAACUUCCCCACUUUGGAGGUACGAUUGAGGGAUCUCGUGACGGUGGUGCGUAGCAAGCUAGAGACCGAUCCGAGCAACGGGGGCGCUGGCAUGAGGGUACGCGAUAUCCGGUUGAACGGCGGUGCCGCCUCCCACGUGCUGGCUACCGAAUCCCAGCCCUAUAACGACCUGGACCUUAUCUUCGCGGUCGAGUUGUCUAGCGGCCGUAAUUACGACAAGGUCAAGGCCGCGGUGCUCGGCUCCCUGUUCGACUUGCUGCCAGAAGGCGUGAGCCGCAAACGCAUCACCACAUGCAGCCUGAAGGAGGCCUACGUGAGCAAGAUGGUGAAAGUGAACAACGACGGCGACCGAUGGUCUUUGAUAUCCCUCGGCAACUCCCGAGGUCACCGGAAUGUCGAGCUCAAGUUCGUCGACUCGAUGAGGCGACAGUUUGAGUUCUCCGUCGAUUCCUUCCAGAUUGUCCUCGACUCUCUGUUGCUGUUUUACGAAUGCAGCAAGCUGCCGAUCGCCGAGAACUUUUAUCCGACCGUGGUAGGCGAGUCCGUCUACGGUGAUUUCCAAGAGGCGCUUUACCAUCUGCAUAAGAAGCUCAUCUCGACGAGGCAUCCCGAAGAGAUACGCGGCGGCGGUUUGCUCAAGUACUGCAACUUAUUGGUGAAGAUGUAUAAACCGUCGCAGCCAGAUUAUAUCAAGACCCUCGAGCGAUACAUGUGUUCGAGAUUCUUCAUCGACUUCCCGGAUAUAGGACAGCAGCGCUCUAAACUUGAAAACUACUUGUGGAAUCACUUUGUCGGACCCGAAGAGGAGGCUCUCAAGUACCAGUACCUGAUGCUGUUGCACAGUGUCGUCGAGGAAUCGACCGUAUGCCUGAUGGGCCACGAGCGACGACAGACGCUCUCCCUGAUCCAGAAUCUUGCUUACCAGGUGCUCUGCCAGGAGCAGCAGCAGCGGCUGACGAGUCAUCAACAAGCGCCGCAGGGUCCUCCUGCCACCUAUGUCUACGCCAACGGCUAUUAUUACGCGCCCGUGAUACCCACCGCGGCGUGUUACACGUGCACCUGCAACUGGAUGGCAUGCUCGUCGUGAUGCGACGGCAUCGACGAUAACGCCGUACCCGCUGCCGCCAC